Molecule: messenger RNA, 762 nt
Organism: Tachyglossus aculeatus (Australian echidna)
Lineage: Eukaryota; Metazoa; Chordata; Mammalia; Monotremata; Tachyglossidae
Product: olfactory receptor 5B12-like
Exons: 4
Coding region: 1-762 (253 amino acids)
Biological process (GO): G protein-coupled receptor signaling pathway; sensory perception of smell
Molecular function (GO): odorant binding; olfactory receptor activity
Source: RefSeq, a predicted model, not a curated record
AUGGCAGGGGGAAAUGGGACCAGUGUGACUGGCUUCCUCCUGAUGGGACUGUCAGACCGGCCGGAGGUGCGAUUCGUGGACUUCCAUGCCAUCUACUCGGCCAUGCUCCUGGCCAACGAUUUCUUCCUCCUUGCGCUCUGCGCCGACCGCCGUCUCCCCACGCCCAUGUACUUCUUCCUCACCAACGUGUCGUUCCUGGACGUCUCCUGCCCCACAGCCGCGGCACCCAAGAUACUGCGGGGCCUCGCCAUUGGAGAAUGGCGAUCUCGUUGGCCGGCUGGCGCCUGGCCGGCCUGCUUCCUCAACUCCCCCCUGCACGUGUCCUUCACCUUCACGCUGACUUUCUGCCGUUCCAACCUGGUGGACCAGUAUUAUUGUCAUGCCCCACCGAGUCGCUCGGCCGAGUGGAAGGGCCGGGCCUGGUCCACCUGCACCUCCUGUCUGUUGGCCGUCGCCAUCUUCAUCUAUAUCCGGCCGUCUUCCGGUCACUUUUCUGGAAGCGACGGCUUUGUGGGCAUCCUCUAUGGCACCCUCAACUCCCGCAUUGACAGCCUGAGGAGCGAGAAAGUGAAGGGGGCCCUCCAGAAGUUGCUGAGGGAGACGUUAGGCCUGGGAUCUCUUCGGCACCCCGACGGCCUCAUGGGCAUCUUUUGUAGCGUCCUCAACCCCCUCAUUGACAGCCUGAGGAGCGAGGACGUCAAGGGGGCCCUCCAGAAGUUGCUGAGGGAGAGGUUAGGCCUGGGAUCUCUUCGGCACCCAUAG